GCCAACAUGGCGGUGACGAUGUACGCGUUUCUUGAAGCAAUUUUACUUCUUGUCAACGCCGUUGCCGUCCUUAACGAGGAAAGAUUCCUAGCUAAAAUUGGCUGGGGGCGAGACCAGAUCAAUCAACCUCAGGGUUUUGGACAUGAAGAAAAAGGUGUAAAACAACAAAUUGCUAACCUAAUCCACGCCGUAAGAACAGUCAUGAGAGUCCCUCUGAUAUUCCUGAAUGCUUUUGCAAUUGUUAUGGAAUUGUUAAUGGGUUAGGAAACAAUCUGGCUGUCAAUGUUCAGUAUGAAUUUGCGGAAAGUGGGAAAUGUACAGUUAUUGAUAAAAAACUAUAGUAAUAUUUUAAAUAAAUUCAUUAAAUACAUUCGCAGAA
Molecule: messenger RNA, 379 nt
Organism: Dendronephthya gigantea
Lineage: Eukaryota; Metazoa; Cnidaria; Anthozoa; Malacalcyonacea; Nephtheidae
Product: immediate early response 3-interacting protein 1-like
Exons: 3
Coding region: 7-264 (85 amino acids)
Biological process (GO): endoplasmic reticulum to Golgi vesicle-mediated transport
Cellular component (GO): COPII-coated ER to Golgi transport vesicle; endoplasmic reticulum membrane; Golgi membrane
Source: RefSeq, a predicted model, not a curated record